This is a messenger RNA of Drosophila miranda, 1276 nucleotides long. Its product is annotated as microfibril-associated glycoprotein 4-like. NCBI's taxonomy places the organism in Eukaryota, Metazoa, Arthropoda, Insecta, Diptera, Drosophilidae. The transcript is spliced from 3 exons. The coding region runs from base 161 to 1198 and encodes 345 amino acids. The record is from RefSeq and is a predicted model, not a curated record.
UUCGGAGAAUACGACUCACAAUGGAAAACUGCUUUUACUGCUUUUACUGCUGAUUCUUUUGGCUGUACCUUGGUCCUUUGAGGCCACCGCCAAGCUUAAGCCAACCAAGGCUGCCAUUAUAGACUUGAAGAACAAAAAUGAAGUAGUACCGUCAAGUAGCAUGCCCAUUGCCAAUGUCACAGCCGUGCACGAGAAGUUGGCAGAAGUCCACAUUGAUCAGCACAAAACCAUUCGCAUUAGCAAAGGAGAUCUGGAUGAUCUAUUGGACGUUUAUAUGGGUAAAAUAGCAGAGAGUGCAGCCACUAUCAAAGACAGAGGAAAUGAAAUAAACAAGCUUCAAACCAAGGAACACACUGACGACGAUCUACUGAAGAGAUUUGAGAAUCUCACAGAAUAUACAGCCAAACUGAAGGAAAAGGCGGAUCAAAUCAAGGAACUCGAGCAGAAGGUCAAGGUUUACCAGACCAGAUUGAAGAGGAAGCACCACUUGUUGACUGAUUUAAGAAAACAGAACACCUCCAGUGCGGCAUUGAUCGAUCAUCUGAGAGCCAAAGUCGUAUAUUUUGAAGGGUUCCUGCCCUUUCUGGUGUCCUGUGAGGGUCUCACGGCCGCCGGUCCUGGAUGGAUGGCUAUUCAGCGUCGACUGGAUGGCUCUGUGAACUUCUAUCGCAACUGGGAUCAGUACAGGAAAGGGUUUGGCAAGCUCAACGGGGAGUUCUUUAUUGGCCUCGAAAAACUGCACCGCCUGACCAGCUCCCAGCCUCAUGAGCUCUACAUAAGCUUCAGGAGAUUCAAUGGAGAGUCAAGCUAUGCUCACUACGAUGACUUUGUUAUUGGCAGCGAGGAGGAAGGCUACGAAUUGAAAUUGCUCGGCUAUCAUCAAGGAAAUUCCAGCGACGCGUUACGCACCCAUGACAAGAUGAAAUUCUCAACCUUCGAUAGGGAUAACGAUGAAUUUACGCAUAUGAAUUGCGCCGAGUAUCACUACGGAGCCUGGUGGUACGACUUCUGUUCGCGAAGCAAUUUGAAUGGCAAGUACUUCAAGGCCGAGGUGGACAAUGUCCAGGGCAUUUUCUGGGAGCAAUGGUAUAGCUUCAGAUCUCUGAGAUCCGUACAGAUGCUAGUCCGUCCAAAGAGCCAAAUGGAGCUGAACGAUUUAUCGAGGACCAAGCGUACAGUACCCCUAAAAAUUCAUUAAAAUGAAUCCCUCCAUCAGCUCAACACACACGAAUGUCCAUUAUUUUUAAUAAUUUACGCGUAUUAUGUUUGUUUCUAG